This is a messenger RNA of Exserohilum turcica Et28A, 1455 nucleotides long. RefSeq lists its product as uncharacterized. The transcript has 2 exons. The record is from RefSeq and is a predicted model, not a curated record. Bases 1 to 1455 code for a protein of 484 amino acids. Lineage: Eukaryota; Fungi; Ascomycota; Dothideomycetes; Pleosporales; Pleosporaceae.
AUGUCCUUUCAGCUAUUACUGCCAUCAAACAAGUCUCACCCGCCAGACCCCACAAGCUAUCAGACAGCAUACUGCGGAAUUGUCUACGAUCAAGAUGGAAAUUUCCACCACUUCGUUCGCCAAAUAGACUCGUCGCACCUGGAAAACGGCUAUUGGAAGUUUCAGUCUGUCGAUGAUGACCGGCGCGCAUUCUCCCGUGGCUUCACUACGCCCGAAGCUCUGCUUGUUGCGGCAGAUCGUACCGAUGAGAAAUUUGACGACAUUACCCUGCGAUGGGUGAGAGGGACCAGUGAUCCCAACUUGAACAAGGCUUUGAUUGGAACUGCUUCACAGCAUUUGCAGACUAUGUACGAGGUACGCCACCUGCUGAGUCUUCCCAUGUCCCUGCGAGGCCAGAUACCAUUAUAUCCUGUCACUGUAGAUGCGCGAUUGAAGCAGUAUUGGGAAGACAAGUACAAUUUGCAAUGGUCUAUCACCACCGGUCCCGCUUCCCACUCGGCCCCAUUGCCUGCAACGCAUUGCCCGGAUACACCGAGCCGAUCUCAAUCAAAUCCAAUGUCACCGCCAGUACAGGGAUUACGAGAAAAUCCAGUUGCAAAGGCUCCAAUCGAACAAAAAAGCCGUAAAGCGCCGCAGCCAUUGGAAGCCAACCACAUAUCACUAUUUUGUCAAACCAAAGCUACACAAACAACGCUAAAACAGCAUUUAACUGAGUCAGCGUCUUGCGAUUCAGUUGCGGCAAUGGAAGAUUACAGCUCGACACCCCUGCAACAAUGUCCACCUGCGACACCUGUCACAAUGUCAGCACCAGAACAUGUCCAAGACCAAAGAGAAGACGGGCUUUCUUUCUCAUCACCAGUAGUCUUGUCUUCAAGUUCAUCUUCUAGUGAUGUGGAUGAUGAUGGAAUUAGUCCGCCAGAAUUUGUCCACAGGCAGCCAACAGCUUCCUUCGUCGGGAUUGGCACUUCCGUAGGCACUCCACAUACCCCAUGCAUACGCAAAUCAGCACCGCCUAUAUCAAGCAACAUGUGCCAAGCACCAAAAGUAGAUACUCUUCAGGCAACAACAUUCCCACAAGAAAGGAUUUCGUCCCCGCGUUACUACGCCGAGGAAAUACGUAAGCUGCCGUGUACGGAUUGUGGAAAUGAUGACGGCCACAAACCGGAGUGUCACAUUGGCAGCAUCAGCAUGAAGGCGGAUCUUACUGUGCUCGAAUAUCGCAACUUGGCUGAUGCCUGCCAGCGUUUUGAUCCUGGUCCGUGGACCACACACUUUGAUCACUUCCCUGAAGCAGACCCGGGAGAUGCCAGUACCCAGAUUGCUGGUAUAGCAGACAUCAUACGGAACGAAAACAGCUACAAGAAUGAUGCUGAGCUACACAAACUUCCAGACGACUUGAUGAUCGUACUCUGGGCAUUUAAGACGUCGGGGAAUGUGCAUGCCAUAGAGGGGUAA